AUGUAUUCGACAUCGUUGUUUUAUAUUGAAAGCAAUGAUUAUUGUGGUAUCAAAGAGAGGCACUGGGCGAAAGUGACAGCGAACAAACAAAAGAUGUUAUCCGAUGAGACAAUCACAAAUUUCCGUUUACAUCGUGAUACACGUCUCGAAUCUACUGCGACGCCAUUUGUUGUACCUACGAAUGGACAUCGUCAUGUCCCAGCUCCUAAACAGCAACAGCCACAACAGCGUACUGCAGUAGCUGAACAAGCUUCAGCAUCGCGUACAUCAAAAUCGAUUAUAGAUGCUAAAAAUCGAGCUGUUAGUGAUAGUUGUAUGGCUGCGGCUAUUGGUGAUUUACAAUGGUUAAAGCAGAGUAUUCGAGAUGGUCCGCUUGGAAGUGGUGAAGUUAUUAGUGUCGAGCAAACUUAUGGAAAAGAUGGACUUGCUCCAAUUCAUCUUGCUGCUUUACAUGGUCGAUUGAAUUGCUUAUCGUAUUUGAUCGAAACUAUUCAUCUUGAUAUUGACUUGCCCAGUGCUACAGGUUGGCGUCCAAUUCAUUUGUGUAUAUCGAAGGAAACCGGUUCACGUGCACUUCAAUGUUUACAAUACCUGAUUGAACAUGGAGCAAGCUUCAAUAUAAAAAAUGAUGAUCAAUUAACUCCACUUCAUCAAGCAGCCUCCGAAGGUCAUAUUCAAUGUCUCGAGCUUUUACUUGCACACAAUGCUGAUGUUUACGCUGAAGACAGUCGUAAACAAUCUCCUUUGGAUCUUGCCAAAUUGUGGGGACACAAACGUUGCGCUAAAUUACUUGCAGCUGCAAUGUGGCAUCAAAAUAAACAUUUAUCGGAAAAAGAACGCCGUUUAACGAGGAAUGCAAAAAUGGCCGAUCUUUUAUUAGAGAUUAAACAAGAACAUGCCACUUUAUUCGAAGAAAGGGGUGAAGAAAUGUUUGAUCAAUGGUUAAUUACUGCAGUUUAUUCACUUCAUUUUCUUUUGGGAAACAAAUCAACGAGUCCAACUACUCAACCGAAACAACAGUCACCAACUCAUCAAACACUUCCAUCAAUUACGCCUGAACAUGCCAUCAAUCAACAAUCAUUAUCCAAAUCCGACAAACGAACAAUACCAAAACGUGUUCGACCACCAAGAUUUGUGAAUACGAACAAUUGGAAUAUUUCCACCCGUUGCAAACCAAAUCCAUACAUAACCGACUUAACUGAUGCUUAUCCACGUGAUCCUUUUACUAAAAUGCCACCCAAGCAAGACGCUGUAGAUAUUUAUCGUCUACUUCAAAAUAUGACAUUGACUGAUGUCAAGAAAUUUCUUGAACGUCGAAAAGAACGAUCGAUCGAGCCACAGGAUGUUGAAGAACGAGCACAGAAACAACGGCCUGUUGUCUAUGCUCCAUGCCACGUUGACGAUAUUCAAACGCUACACAAAGCAACCCCGGGUGAAGAAUCCUAUCAACCGUUACGAUACUUCGAUGAAGGUGGUUUACACCAUACUAACGAUGCUCAGGGAAGUGUGUUUUACCAUCAAUUAUCAGAAGCAAUGGGUGGAAAAGAAAAUACAUUCCUCUCCCGAUAUCAUGCAAAUGAAGAUCGGACGAAAUGGGAUCUAUUUCAACAAUACGGAUCGGAAUUAAUUGACUUCUUAACAGAUCAUCGCGGUCGUUUUAAACGACAAUAUGAUAAAGUUUUUAUUACUUGA
This is a messenger RNA of Adineta ricciae, 1692 nucleotides long. Lineage: Eukaryota; Metazoa; Rotifera; Eurotatoria; Adinetida; Adinetidae. The record is from the annotation of a GenBank genome assembly.